Molecule: messenger RNA, 615 nt
Organism: Theileria annulata
Lineage: Eukaryota; Apicomplexa; Aconoidasida; Piroplasmida; Theileriidae
Exons: 1
Coding region: 1-615 (204 amino acids)
Source: RefSeq, a predicted model, not a curated record
AUGAUAAUACACAUUAAAGCAUAUUUAGGGUUAUUUCUAAUAUUUUUAAAUAUUUUAUUUGUGGAAUCUUAUUUGUUACCUAAUAAUUCAUACUCCUUCAUCAACACAUUUGGGAAAAAAUAUUUCGAGCCGCAAACUCAUAGAUUCAAAAGUAAAGUUAUCGCAAAAGAACUUAUAUCGAGGUGUAAAAACAAAACUCUACAGCUAAACCUUCACGAGGAUAACAAACAUGGUUUCUCAAACUCACUGGAUGAUAGGUACCCAGAUCCUUCUCAAUUUAACUUACCGGAUCAUGGAGCAAAGAACGUUAUCGCAAGAUAUAUGUCCUUUAAGGACGCUCUUAUAGCGAAUUCUGCAACCCUGAUCAUGUUAUCCAUAUAUUUUAUAAGGAUAUUCAGGACCUUAGUUAUCGCAAGAUCCUUUUUGGACACGCUGGUUCAUAUUAACCCGUAUUUACCUCCUUUUAACUUCAUUUACGACACAACUAACUUUUAUCUUAAGUUCUGUGACUCUUUCCCCAAGAUUUUGGGAGUUAACGUUUUAUCUGAGAUCCCCUGGUUCUUUUUGUCCGCCCUUGAGCGGUACUUAUUUUCGCUCCUAGGCCAGGAACCUUAA